Molecule: messenger RNA, 198 nt
Organism: Parastagonospora nodorum SN15
Lineage: Eukaryota; Fungi; Ascomycota; Dothideomycetes; Pleosporales; Phaeosphaeriaceae
Exons: 2
Coding region: 1-198 (65 amino acids)
Source: RefSeq, a predicted model, not a curated record
AUGACCGCACAUAAGCAUGUUGAUCGCACAACGGACUACAAAUUAGCAGUGGAGCCGCGACUGCGCAACACUCGGGACAUGCGCACUCCUGAACGCACUGCGCCGGUAUCACUGGAAGAGUAUGCGCAACCUCUCGUGCCAUUCGGCAGUAGUUCGACAACUCAGUCUCUGCGCAGCCGAUCAGCUGUCGCUCCAUAA